AUGGCAAGGAAUACAGACGCAGCAUCAGAAUCUUGGACGGCGAACCAAAUAGCCGUUUUCUGGCAUGAAGGUAUGCUCAAUCAUGAUACCGGCAACGGAGUUUUCGACACAGGAAUUGAUCCCGGUUUUCUAGACGUGUUGGAAAAACAUCCUGAAAACUCAGACAGAGUCAAAAACAUGGUUUCCAUCCUCAAAAGAGGCCCUAUCUCUCCCCAUCUUUCUUGGAACAUUGGAAGACACGCUCUCAUCCAUGAGCUCCUUUCAUUUCACACUCCUGAGUACAUAAAUGAACUGGUAGAAGCUGAUAAAGAAGGCGGAAAGACGCUUUGUACCGGCACAUUCUUGAACCCUGGGUCAUGGGAUGCUGCACUUCUAGCUGCUGGCACAACACUGUCUUCCAUGAAGCAUUUGCUAGAUGGACAUGGAAAAAUUGCUUAUGCUUUGGUUAGGCCGCCCGGUCAUCACGCUCAGCCUUCUCAGGCCGACGGAUACUGUUUCCUUAACAACGCGGGUCUAGCAGUACAGUUAGCUUUAGAUUCCGGAUGUAAAAAAGUUGCGGUUAUAGAUAUUGAUGUUCAUUAUGGAAAUGGCACAGCAGAGGGAUUUUAUUCAUGUAAUAAAGUUCUUACAAUCUCUCUUCAUAUGAACCAUGGAUCAUGGGGUCCGUCUCAUCCGCAGAAUGGUUCUGUUGAUGAGUUAGGUGAAGGAGAAGGUUAUGGUUAUAACCUUAACAUACCUCUACCAAAUGGAACUGGGGACAAAGGAUAUGUAUAUGCCUUCAAUAAGUUGGUUGUUCCGUUGAUCGAUAAAUUUGAGCCGGAUAUGAUAGUGUUGGUUAUAGGACAAGACUCAAGUGCAUUCGAUCCAAAUGGAAGGCAAUGCUUGACAAUGGAAGGAUAUAGAGAAAUCGGGCGGAUAGUUCAUGAUCUUGCGACGAGACAUAGUGACGGGCUUGUUCUUAUUGUGCAGGAAGAUCCUGUUGCCUAUUAUCCCGAGGAUGAGACAUUUUCUGUCAAGGUUAUAGAAGCCAUUAAAAGUUACGUAAAAGAUAAAAUGCCCUUAUGGAGAACAGGUUAA
Vicia faba (fava bean) is the source of this 1077-nucleotide messenger RNA. NCBI's taxonomy places the organism in Eukaryota, Viridiplantae, Streptophyta, Magnoliopsida, Fabales, Fabaceae. The record is from the annotation of a GenBank genome assembly.